Messenger RNA from Cordyceps militaris CM01, 825 nucleotides. Its product is annotated as Short-chain dehydrogenase/reductase SDR. The record is from RefSeq and is a predicted model, not a curated record. The transcript is spliced from 2 exons. Gene Ontology annotation, molecular function: oxidoreductase activity, acting on the CH-OH group of donors, NAD or NADP as acceptor. Lineage: Eukaryota; Fungi; Ascomycota; Sordariomycetes; Hypocreales; Cordycipitaceae. Bases 1 to 825 code for a protein of 274 amino acids.
AUGAGCAAAAAUCUCAUCACCGGCCUUUUGCGCGGCAAGACCGCCUGCAUCACCGGCGGCACCACGGGCAUCGGCCGCGCCAUCACGCUCGAGUACCUGCGCCAGGGCGCCAACGUGGCCGUCAACCACCUCGACCUGCCCCAGGACGCGGAGCUCAAGAAGAGCCUGAUACAAGCCGCCGCGGACCUGAAGCGGCACGCGUCCCCGGCGCAGCCGGUCGGGGAGCUUCUCGAGCAGGCCGGGGACAUUACCGAACCCGCGACGGGCGAGGCGCUCGUCGGCGCGGCCGUGUCCGCCUGGGGAAAGCUGGACAUUCUCGUGUCCAACGCGGGCAUCUUCCAGCCAGCCGAGUUUCUCUCGCAAGUGCUCGACAAGACGCUCUUUGACCGCACCAUGGCGGUCAACGUGCACGGCGCGUUUUACACGCUGCAGGCGGCGGCGCGGCAGAUGGUGCGGCAGGGCCACGGCGGCGCGCUCAUCGGCGUCUCGUCCAUCAGCGCGCUGCAGGGCGGCCGGCUGCAGACGCACUACACGCCGGGCAAGGCGGCCGUGGCGUCCAUGGUGCAGUCGGUGGCGGUCGCGCUCGCGCCGCACGGUAUCCGCUGCAACGCGCUGCUGCCGGGCACGGUGCGCACGCAGCUGGCUGAGGCCGACAUGCGGGAUCCGAAGAAGCGCGCGUUCCUCGAGGAUAAGAUCCCGCUGGGCGUCGGCCGCCCCGAGGACGUGGCCGGGCCGGCGGUGUUUUUGGCGUGUGAGCGGCUGAGCGCGUGGGUGACGGGCGCGCAGAUCCUCGUCGACGGCGGCAUGUAUGCGCAUUUGCAAUGA